AUGUCAUUGGAUAAACUGCUCAACUGGAAGGUAGUAGCUACUGAAACAUGCCUUCUUUGUGGGUUAUCUGGUGAAUCUGUGGAACACAUGUUCUUUCAAUGCCAUGUAUCUGCACAACUAUGGCAUAAAGUCUUAAAUUUCCUGCACUUUGAUAGAGAAGCUACUGGGUUUACUGCUAAACUGACUUGGAUGAUUAAAAGUAGUAAAAGGGGAGUUGGAAGGCACAAGCUGUUGAUCAUGUUCUUUGCUGAAAGCAUUUAUUCUUUGUGGCUAAAUAGGGAUGAUAAGUUGUUUAAUCAUCAUUGUAAAGCCCCUGAUCUGUUUAGGGAAACUCUUUUUAGAGCUGUAGCUAGAGCUUCUAAUGAGCUUAGUAAUAUGUUGAUUGAUUGA
Spinacia oleracea (spinach) is the source of this 390-nucleotide messenger RNA. RefSeq lists its product as uncharacterized. Lineage: Eukaryota; Viridiplantae; Streptophyta; Magnoliopsida; Caryophyllales; Amaranthaceae. The coding region runs from base 1 to 390 and encodes 129 amino acids. The record is from RefSeq and is a predicted model, not a curated record. The transcript has a single exon.